UCUCUCUCUCUCUCUCUCUCUCUAGUAAAUUGUUUCAAAACUCUCUCUGUCUCUGGAUCCUCUUCAGGCAGGAGGCCAUUAGGGUUUUCGACUUAUUGGAGCUUCGGAUUCACGCGGUUCUUCUCGGAAUCUCUUUGCCCUUUUAGUUUCUUCUCUCGUCGAUGCUUUCUGAGUACCGCCUCUUCGGCGUUUUCCUCUAGCUUUACUUUUUGCAAAUGACUUGUGCUGAGGGGGUCUAGUACGAACAGAGUGGUUUCUUACAUUUAGAUUGAACUCAGCGUUAGGACAAAGGAACCUUUGUUGUUGAACCUUGGACUCCGGAUUAGUAUCAGUAUGUGCUGUUGUGAAGUUGUGUUGAUGUCUUGAGUAAGACACUUCGAUGGGAUCUUUCUCGGGUGCUUGCGAAAUCGUUGAAGAGAAGGAUGAGGGUAGGUCGGCUAAACAUUCCAGCCGGUAUUAUAAGCCUGGUUUGGUGUCGUGCAAAGAUCUGGAGCAUCCUGUGCUGAAGCCAGCUUACAAGGGUUCUCUGGAGUAUGACAUUGAUAAGCUUUUUGAAUCUGUAACGGUAAAAAGUAUGGGGAAAGGAGUAAAGGGUUCUUCUUUCCAUCAUCUCGAGAUAAGCGCAAGCACCGGUACAAGUCCAUCAUCGAAAUCCAUGAAAAAGCCAAUUACAAUGGGGAUACCACAAUCACCGAGAGUUGGACACUCAGAUUCAGUAUCACUGAAGCAGGCUCUGAGGGAUCUUUGCAUUUCCAAAGCAUCCGAAAUGGCUGCCCAGAAAAGGUUGUCGAAAUCUGCUGCUGCAUCCCCGAGGAUCUCAGAAGCAGACAGGAUAAAGAGUUUGUAUAAUCAAGUUUUGGUUGAAUCUUCCAGCAGGUCUGGGCUUCCUGUGGAUAAGGGUAAAGGCAGUUUGGUUGAGAUGUCCUUGACACCAGAAGAAAAUAAACCGAGUUCUUCCAGGAGUGUUGAUGUCCUCGAGACAGAGAUUCUGGCACCUAGUUCCCGAACCUCUCAGCCUGGAGUCGUUCUUCGUGAAAGUGGAAAUAACUCCGGGUCACAAAGAAUUGCAAACAAGAAGUCAGAAACCGAGUUAUUGCUCAAAUCCAGCAAGUCUAGGUCUGGUUCUGGUUCUUGCUGUGGAGAUGAAAUGAGGGAAUCAGACAGAGGUGGUGUGAUAGAAAUAGAUGAAUGUGCCACUUCGACGCCUUCUCACUCUAGCAGCAGAGAUGAUUCAAUAGAUCAAGACAAGAACAUUCUCUCAUCUGCUAGAAUGCCAAAAGAGCCAAUGGGACUAGAUCCUAGGAAGAACAAAAAGUUGCUCUGUGAACCCGGUUCGGGUACAAAAAAAAGGGAAAGCAAGGUAACAAGAACUAUUCCACGCCCCCAGCCCAGGACCCAACGAAAGAUUUCGCUUAAGAAGAAGGUCAAGCUUGGGGUAGCUUCUGCAACAUAUCCUACAAAUAAAGUUGGGGAAGUUGAUCAUCCCAUAGAUCCUAAUACAAAUCAACUUCUCUGCCAGAGGUGUCACUGUGCAUUGAAGAACUCCAGCAUAAAGACCGACCCUUCCCCGUACUCUACUCACCAUCCUAAGAUAGGUUCAGACAAUCCGUGUUCUGUUUCAAGCAAUGUCGGUAAAGAAGCUAAUCAGGAUUCUCUUGCAUCCCCUCAUGGCAAUAACAUUGCUAUGAGCGGUAAUGUAGCCAGCAAGAACUCGUCCGAUUCAGACAAGGUCAGUCAUAAUAGUGAAUCUGGCAUUGUCAUGAAACACGAUGUCUCUUCAAGAAAUUACAGUGGAACCGAUGCUGCUGAUGAAAAGGGAAGAGAGAAUCCAACUUCCAGCGAAAAGUUUGAGUUCUCAUUGAGUUCAAAAGACAGUAUAGGGGAUUAUAGCAGCAGCACAAGCAUGAUGAGUGAAGAGAGCAAUCUAAGCAGGUUUAGCUGUGGUAAUAAACCUCACAUGUCGAUGGAUGUGAGAUGGGAAGCCAUUAAACAUGUCAAGUUGCAGUAUGGCACUUUAGGUUUACGGCAUUUCAACCUUUUGAAGAAGCUCGGUUGUGGAGACAUAGGAACCGUAUAUCUAGCCGAGCUGAUAGGUACAAACUGCCUGUUUGCCAUAAAGGUCAUGGACAAUGAGUUCUUGGCCAGAAGAAAAAAGACGCCGAGAGCCCAAGCAGAAAGGGAAAUACUCAAAAUGUUAGAUCAUCCUUUCCUGCCUACCUUGUAUGCCCAGUUUACAUCAGAUAGUUUAUCAUGUCUGGUCAUGGAGUACUGUCCUGGUGGAGAUCUUCAUGUACUGAGGCAGAAGCAGCUCGGCAGGUGUUUCCCGGAACCUGCAGCUAGGUUCUAUGUUGCGGAAGUCCUCCUUGCAUUGGAGUACCUACACAUGCUUGGUGUUAUAUACCGAGAUCUGAAACCAGAGAACAUCCUUGUCCGAGAAGAUGGCCACAUUAUGCUUACGGAUUUCGACCUCUCACUCCGAUGUGUCGUGAACCCGACUCUUCUUAGAUCAUCUUCUCCACCGGGGAAAGAUCCAGCAAGGAUUUCGGGUCCACAAAACACAUCCAACUGUAUACAACCCUUCUGCAUCGAACCAUCUUGUAAGGUCCCAUGUUUCAGCCCGAGGCUAUCGUCAUCCCAAGCUGGGAAACAGAAAGCUCGGAAGCUGAAAAGGGCUGAUCUUUUAACCACCCAACGGUUCAAAUCACUGCCCCAACUUGUUGCAGAACCAACCGAGGCAAGAUCAAAUUCCUUUGUAGGAACACACGAGUACUUAGCCCCGGAGAUCAUCAAAGGAGAGGGUCACGGCUCUGCAGUGGACUGGUGGACGUUUGGUAUCCUUCUCUACGAGCUUUUAUAUGGAAAGACGCCUUUCAAAGGCUACAACAAUGACGAGACACUGGCCAACGUUGUGUUGCAGAACCUCAGGUUUCCUGAUAGCCCUCUGGUGAGUUUCCAAGCAAAGGAUCUGAUCAGAGGGCUGCUUGUGAAGGACCCUGAGAACAGGUUUGGUUCAGAGAAAGGAGCUGCCGAGAUCAAAAGGCACCCAUUUUUCGAAGGGCUGAACUGGGCUCUCAUCCGUAGCGCUAUCCCGCCCGAGCUGCCCGAUUUCUACGAGCUCGGGGCACCAGAGAGCGAUAACAGGUAUCUUGAGUGUAAAGCCAUGGGUGAUCAUCUCGAGUUCGAGUUGUUUUAGGGGGGACAAAACACACACUACUGUCCUUGUGGUGGGGAGGAGAAGUUUCUGAGUAAUGUUGUUGUAUCAGAUAUGUAAAAUUUUAAGCCUAAGAUGUAAAGUUCCUCCUUCAAGAGAAACUGAUCUGAAAUAUGGACAGAGGUUGGUAAAAAUA
This is a messenger RNA of Tarenaya hassleriana, 3347 nucleotides long. Its product is annotated as serine/threonine-protein kinase KIPK1-like. Gene Ontology annotation, cellular component: nucleus; plasma membrane; cytoplasm. The record is from RefSeq and is a predicted model, not a curated record. Lineage: Eukaryota; Viridiplantae; Streptophyta; Magnoliopsida; Brassicales; Cleomaceae. Gene Ontology annotation, biological process: protein phosphorylation. The coding region runs from base 380 to 3193 and encodes 937 amino acids. Gene Ontology annotation, molecular function: ATP binding; protein serine/threonine kinase activity. The transcript has 3 exons.